Bolinopsis microptera is the source of this 2873-nucleotide messenger RNA. RefSeq names its product SURP and G-patch domain-containing protein 1-like. The coding region runs from base 13 to 1494 and encodes 493 amino acids. Gene Ontology annotation, cellular component: nucleoplasm. The record is from RefSeq and is a predicted model, not a curated record. The transcript is spliced from 9 exons. Gene Ontology annotation, molecular function: RNA binding. Lineage: Eukaryota; Metazoa; Ctenophora; Tentaculata; Lobata; Bolinopsidae.
GAUGAAUAGGUAAUGGACAAUCUUUCUGCUUCUUCCCCUCCUCCAAAUAUCUUUGCAAAUGAUGGAAGCUUUUUUGACCAAUUCAGAAAGAAAAUGGCCUACCAGUCAAAGACAUCAAACUUACCUCAAAACCCGAAUUGUCAGAAACAGCGCCCAGGAUUUCGACCAAAGACAGCAUGUAAACCUAUAAACUUAAAAGCAUCAUUAAAGAAACAUCUUAAAAGCGACUUAGCUGUUAAGGGUACUUUAGAAACGAAACCGGAAGCACGAGAGCUGAUCAAUGGUACUGAAGACAGAUCCUGCACUGGGAACCCUGUUUCUAGGUUUUCCAAGGAAUGGAGACCCAAGGCGCGUAGUCCAGCACUGCCCCCCAAGGCGCGUAGUCCAGCCCGGUCACCCAAGGCGUGUAGUCCAGCCAGGUCCCCCGAAAGAAGAUCAGAGAAAAGGAAAACCCACUCCCCAGAGAGACGGCGGUCCAAAACUCCAGAAAAGCGGCAGUCUAGAAGUACAGAUAGGCGGCGGUCAAGAACACCUGAAAGACGGCGGUCAAAAUCCUUGGAUCGACGACGGUCGAGAAGCUCAGAAAAGAAACGACACUCAGAGAGGUCGCCUGGGCAAGAAAGGAAAUGUUCAUUCGACAAGUCGCCUGCAAGGGAGAAGAAGAAAUCUAGUGAUAGGUCUCCUGAGAAGAGGCAUUCCUCCUCCUCAGAAAAAACCCCUGAUUCAUCAGAGAAGUCUCACAGCACGGGGAGUGCUUCACCCACUACUUCCACCACGUCAGAUACAACCAGGAAGAGGAAGAGAAAGUCCCGGUGGGGUGAGAAGCCUGCGGAGGUAGUUGCUGCAACGACACCAGCUACCCCCACCAAACCAGUCAUUGCUAUGAUAAACGGAGUUCCUGUUGUAGUUCCUACUGUUGCGGACACACCUCAAGAGGUAACGUUAAAAGCGCUGUCUACCCUGCUGAAGAACAAGACAGCUGACCCAAACAAGGUGAAGUACGAGUACGACAGUGACGAGGAGACCGAGAAUGGAACAUGGGAGCACAAACAGCGGGCUGCUGAGAUAGAAUCUACUGAAACUCAAGUUGAACAGAUAAAUACGCUGAACGAGGGAAAGCACCACUUGGGAGAUUUCUUACCCACUGAAGAACUGGAACGAUUCAUGCUGAGGGCAACUGCGAUAAAAGCGGGUAAAACUCCACCUCCAUUCCUACCCGACAACUCCGAUGCCCUGACUGAGGAUAAUAUUGGGUUCAAGAUGCUGCAGAAAGCUGGGUGGAAGGAAGGAACUGGACUGGGAGCUUCCAGUUCUGGGAUAGUUCAGCCUAUUGACAGGGGAAUGAUAAAACCUGGGAACGCUGGACUUGGAGCCACAAAGCCGGAUGAGCCUCUGCCCGGUGACGACGAAUUUGAUGUUUACAGGAAGAGGAUGAUGCUCGCCUACAAAUACCGCCCCAACCCCAUGAAAAACCCACGACGAGCGUACUACUAAACCAGUUGGCAGGAAAAGAAGAUCGUCUCGACUUAAACGAUCAAAGUUGUCGAGCAUAGUGCAUAGUGCAUAAUGCAUAGUGCAUAGUGCAUAGUGCAUAAUGCAUAAUGCAUAAUGCAUAGUGCAUAGUGCAUAGUGCAUAGUGCACAAUGUAACCUCAGACUCUCGAGUUAACAACUCGUAUAUUUAUUAUUGUGUAAAUUGUGUGGUGUAUCUUUAUAAGUGAAAUUGUUUAAACGGUGUGUGGAUAAAUAGUUCCGGUUAAUGGUCAUGGUAUAUUUGAUAUUGAUUAUCGUGAUUUUGGGUUGAAUAUGGUUUUAAAAUGAGGAGUGUGAUUUUCUUCCAUUUGUUUAAACUUAACUUUAAGAAUAUGUGUUUUCGUAAACAAAAGAAAUGUUAAUGGAAAAAUCCACACUACGGAAAUUAAAUUCCGGUGACAGUCAGCUGUCAGACUCUGUGGUAUUUCCAUUAACUUUCUGGAUGUUUUAAUCUAUUUAUGAGAUACGAGCUUAAUUCCCUUGAUAUUCUCUGUGGAGCUUUUUUCCCUUAAAACUGAUUAGUGAGGCUUGAGCUUGUUACACUUUGUGAUAGUGUCAAUAAAGUUAGUUUAUCGACAAAUUAUAUGAGAUAGAUAAGUUCAGGAGCGUAGCUGUAAACGUUUAAGGAGCACUAAAGUUGUCUAAUUCAGUUUAAUUCGAGCUGUUUUGAACCAUAAUAGUAACACGUGCCAUGGUAUAUUGAUUGCUGGGGAAAUUUAUCGAGCAGUAUAUUAUGGUAUAUAUGGGGCUUGCUUUUGAUAGGUUUAGUUAGUGAUAUUUAUUAGCAGUCUAGUACUAAAAGUGUCGUGGCUCGGUGAAUUGCAGUCGCUGUGCGCGCGGUCACUUCUCAUGGGCGCGGUUUUGAGCGAUAUUGGAUAUGAUUUUUUGGUUUCGCCUGUGUUUAAGAUUGAGGAAGCUUACAAUGCAAUCUAUUUCUUGUGUCGUGAUCCCAAUGGAAAUAUUCUAAGUGGUAGCGUCUGCUCAUCUAUUUAUAAGUACUUAAAAACUGUUUAAGUUACGCGUUAAGUAUAUUCUCGGGUUGAUUUUAGAUGAUACGUGCAGUGUGUGUUUAACGUUUAUAUUAGACUAUUCCAUGAAAACUGUUAAGAGUCUAAAUGUUUGGUUUUGUGUGUCUGCAGACCGGACCAAGAGUUUUCAAAUGUGUAUUUGAAAGAUCAGAUUCUUCAACUCUAAAGAUUCGAAACGGCAAUAUAAUCACAAUGUGCAAAGUGCCCAACUCUUAUUCGAUGAAUAUUUUUGCUGAAAAGUUAAUGUAUAUAUUGCCAGUUGGUAUUAUAAAUUUAGGUGAUGUUGUAAUACUAUUACUAAUAGCUUUAACAA